GUGGACUAAUAUGGGGCAUCUCUACGGCAAAUAUUUCCGAUAAGAUCGCUCAGAAGUGGAUGAUAUUUUAUUACCAAAUUCCCAGAGGCGUGGGGCACGCGAUAUGCCCGCCCAUCAACUGAUUCAAUUGGAGCUUGCAGUCCUCCGUGAAGGGUACCAGGAGACAUGCAGGCAGAGAUAUUCUGUGCCAGAAUGAGCGGAUUUCCAAGAUCGCUACGGGUGCGCCUCUAUGCCGCCUUAAUCCUUCGCGUGUUAGAGACAUUACUAAUAUCCACCGAGCUACCCGUACUCAAGCCACGGGUUUUAUACCAGGAAAAGUUGGCCUGGCGCUGCUAUCUGCAGUUGACCAGGGCUUGCAACACAGUAGCCCUGGACUCUCCCAAACUCUACCUCACAGCCAUCGAGGGUACGAAGCUGCUCGUUGAGGUACACCACUUCAAGCCGGCACGACCAAAACCUCCAGUCCAGCCUUCUCUGCCGAUGGGUGGAGGACAUUGGGGGCCUUGGACAGCGAUUGGCCACCAUGUGGGAAGUAAUCUUACACGAGAUUUCCGGGACUCGCGGCUUGGUCUGAUCGCAGAUUCACCUGGCCAUUGCCAUUGAUAGUCUUGUGGCUGAGGCCCUGAGAAACUAGCGGUAUACCAACCAGUUAUAUUGCUUUCUUGUUAUGGGGCACGGGUGGUAGAUCUCUCAAAUGCAGAAAAUGAGUGGUGCCACACAUUGAUUCCUUCCAGAACAAAGGAUUUCCGUGACAGUUACAACCGGAAAAAGGAUUAUGACAUAGCAAGGACUUUGGCAUAUGUUAGACAGAGUUGUCAACGGGGCAGCAGAGUGAUCGUAUGGGCCGCAGCCCAGAAGACCGCCAGCGGAAAGCGCCCCUGGCAGCCAGGGUGAUCAUGACGAAAUGGCCAGACCGGAUGGCCUACCAGCAUCCGGGAUGGUUCGACUUCGUUGUCCAGGCCAUCAUGGCCCGGGGGGGGCUUGGCAGUGAUGCCGUGGCAUUGCAUCCGCUGGACUCGAGUAGGAGGAUGAAACAAAAUUGGGUGUCUCAGAGAGUUAACAGGCAACAU
Messenger RNA from Aspergillus heteromorphus CBS 117.55, 1070 nucleotides. RefSeq lists its product as uncharacterized. The coding region runs from base 193 to 603 and encodes 136 amino acids. The transcript has a single exon. Lineage: Eukaryota; Fungi; Ascomycota; Eurotiomycetes; Eurotiales; Aspergillaceae. The record is from RefSeq and is a predicted model, not a curated record.